Melanotaenia boesemani (Boeseman's rainbowfish) is the source of this 4452-nucleotide messenger RNA. RefSeq lists its product as uncharacterized. Bases 345 to 3623 code for a protein of 1092 amino acids. The record is from RefSeq and is a predicted model, not a curated record. The transcript is spliced from 16 exons. Gene Ontology annotation, molecular function: nutrient reservoir activity; DNA binding; protein binding. Lineage: Eukaryota; Metazoa; Chordata; Actinopteri; Atheriniformes; Melanotaeniidae. Gene Ontology annotation, biological process: DNA integration; DNA recombination.
UAACGUAUUUAUUAUUUUAUUAUUAUUUAAUGUAUUUAUAUGCAUGUAUGUUUAACUAUGGGUGUAUUGAGGCGCUUAUAUUAAACAGAUAUGAAGAGGGGCGUCGUGUCGUCAGGCAGUGUGCUUAAAUCAGUGUUUCUUAAACUGUGUGCAGUCAGAGAUCAUCAGCUGUGCCGUGAAAAGUCAUUUAACUGAUUGCACUGCUCCGAGGGAAAGCUGCGCUCUGUGCCUUUUGUCCUACGAGGCUACUGUAAUGCAACAGAGGGGAUUGUGUUAAGAUGCUGUUAAACGUUGUUCAGCAGUACAAAAAUAUCUGUUCGUUACGUUUGAUUGCCGGAUCAUAAAUGGCUGCCAGAAGGCGAAGGAAAGCUCCUGUAAAGGAUGCCAUUGAACAUGCUGUCAAGGGACUGGACAAGACAACACAGCUUGAGGUUAAAUACAUAAACUCUUUUAAAGGCCGAGGAGUGUUUUCCAGGACCAUUUUCCAAAAAGGUGACUUUGUAGCAGAGUAUAGAGGAGAGUUAAUAAAUGGAGAAGAGGCAGAAAAGAGGAGAAAACAUAAUCGUGCAUGUGCUGUCUUCAUGUACGAUUUCCCCUGGAGGGAAAGGACUUGGUGUAUUGAUGCAGCUCAAGAAGAUGGCAGCUAUGGGAGACUAAUUAAUGAUGACUACUGCCAUCCAAACUGUAAGAUGAAAAAGGUUGUGAUACAGGACAAGCCACACCUUUUUCUGUUUGCACUGCAAGACAUUAAUCCUGGAGAGGAAGUAACAUAUGACUAUGGAGGAAGUGACUGGCCUUGGAGAAAACAGCAGCCCUCUGCUCCAGUUGCUGACCAGCAACAAGUCCAAUAUACCCCUGACCAUCUUGAAAAGACCUCAGCUCCAGCUGCCAUCCAGCAACAACGUCUGUGUACCCCUGACCAUCUUGAAAAGACCUCAGCUCCAGCUGCCAUCCAGCAACGUCUGUGUACCCCUGACCAUCUUGAAAAGACCUCAGCUCCAGCUGCUAUCCAGCAACAACGUCUGUGUACCCCUGACCAUCUUGAAAAGGGACUAAUGGCUGGAUCCCUGCAACAAGCCAAGAAGCCUAGCGGGGAUGAUGAUGAUUGUAGGACACAUCAUGUUAUCAAAGAGGAGAUGGACUCAUUUGAUAAAUGUUCAGUUUGCCAUGGACCAUACUCCUCGCUGAAGUGGUGGGGGCUAAGAUGUAAAGAUUGCACCACUGUAUGGCAUGUAUACUGCUUUCAAACUAAACAAAAACAACACAAGUCUUGGACCUCAGCUCCAGCUGCCAUCCAGCAACAACGUCUGUGUACCCCUGACCAUCUUGAAAAGAAUGAAUCCAAAAUCAGUGAAGAGGAGGAUUCAGAUGAUGAAAAUGAUGAUCCAGAGUAUGUUCCAGCCUCAGAACCUGACACAGAAGACGAUGAACCGAUGGCACACCUGGCAAACUCAAAAUCUGUGGUUGCUGAGGAAUUACUAAUGGAUAACCUUAUGGACACUAAUGACAGUAACAUCAAUGCUAUUGAAAAAGGAGCAGACAAAACUUCUGACAGAGUCCCAUCAACCACUGUAGCAGGAGGAGGCCAUAAUUUCUGUUUUUUUUGCAAAAAGGCUUGCUUCAAAAUAGCCCGGCACUUUAAAACACAUGAGAAUGAAGAUGCUGACAUAGCAGAAGCACUUAGUCUCCCUGCAGGCUCAAAAAUGAGGAAGGAGUUGCUAGAGAAACUUCGUAAUAGGGGCAACUUUAUGCAUAACAGUCAAGUUCUGAAAAGAGGAAGCGGUUCACUUAAAGGAAAGCGAAGAGGCAAGGGUCGAAAUAAAAACUAUGAAUACUGCAUCCAUUGUAAAGGAAUGUUUUUGCGAACAGAACUUUGGAGACAUAUAAGAAGGUGCUCCUCAAAGCCAACGGACCUUGAACACCAAGGCAGAAAAAGAGUGCUUGGCCUAGCAUCUGUGAUGAAGUCUGCAUGUUCGAGCAUGGUUGGUGAUGGGGUGCUAAAAAUGUUAAGUCGUAUGCAUGAUGAUACGAUUGCAAGUGUAGUUCGCAAUGACUUUUCCCUUCUACGGUUUGCUGAAUCCCUUUACAGCAAACACGGACAUGACUCUGCAAAGCAUGACUAUAUCCGCCAAAAAGUCCGUCAGCUCGGAAGAUUCCUUUUGACUAUUCGCAAAAUGUCUCCAGUCCAAACCUUAGAGGAUGCUAUAAAACCCAGAAAUUUCUUGCAUGUGAUAAAGGCAGUGAAAGAGACAGCUGGAUUUGAUGAGAAUCAACACUGUUACAAAACUCCAAGCCUUGCAUUAAAAAUUGGACAUUCCUUGUUAAAGGUGAGUGACAUCAUUCAUUGUCAUGCUCUCAUGUCUGGAGAUGAGGAGCUCAUCAAAACCUCUGAGGCAUUCAAGAAGCUUUACCAGGCAAAGUGGUCAGAGUAUAUAUCACACAGUGCUUUGAGCACAAUUGAUGAUCUAAAAUACAACAAACCACGCAGACUACCGCUCACCGAGGACAUCACAAAACUUCACAAGCAUCUUGAUCAAAAUGCAGAGUCAGCAACCUCAGCUCUAAAGGAGCAGGCAACAGCACAGAACUAUUCUAAUCUUGCAAAAACAACACUGACUAAAAUAGUCCUAUUCAACAGAAGACGUGUUGGGGAGGUCUCGAAAAUGAAACUGAGAAAUUUCCUGGAACGAGCUUGCUCAGACACCCAUGAAGAAAUGGGACUGUCAGAAUAUGAACAGAAGCUGUGCCGCUAUUUUGAACGAGUUGAACUGAAGGGAAAAAGGGGGAGAAAAGUAGCGGUGUUACUAACACCUGAAAUGGUGAAUGCACUCAGUCUGAUGAUUGAGAAGAGAAAGGAAUGUGGUGUGCCAGAUGAAAAUGAUUACUUGUUUGCAGUGCCAAAAUGCCUGACUUACUAUAGAGGACAUCAAAGCCUCAGAAGGUUUGCAGACGAGUGUGGUGCAAAGAAGCCUGAUUAUUUGCGAUCUACUCAGCUGCGCAAAGAAAUGGCAACCACUUCGCAAAUUCUGAACUUAAGAGACAAUGAACUGGAUCAGCUUGCUGAUUUCUUGGGACACGAUAUAUCGGUGCAUAGACACUUCUACAGGCUGUCUGAGCCCACCAUUCAAAGUGCAAAAAUUUCAAAGUUGCUUCUUGCUCUGGAAAGGGGAAAGCUGCAUGAACUGCAAGGAAAAUCUCUUAAUGAAAUUGGAGAUUUCACACAUGAUGAGGAUGAGAGUGAGGAUGAGAGUGAGGAUGAGAGUGAAGACGAGGAAAACCCAGCUGCAGACAGAGCACUGGAUAAAGAUACUCCUGAUGAAGGCAAUGAUGACAUUAUGGACACACGUAAAAGGAGGUCUUCCACCAAGGCUGACAGACAUAUCUCUGGACACAAUGUGGCUCACAGAGGUAAAACCAUGUAUGCUAGAAGACCAUGGACCAAAGCUGAGGUCACAGCUGUGAUGAGGCACUUCAAAUCUCAUGUCAUGAAAGGUUAUAUGGCAUCUAAAAACGAAUGUGAGGUGUGCAAAAGUAGUGAACCAGCUUUAAAAGACAGGACAUGCCAAAAUAUUAGAGAUUUUGUUCGUAACAGAGGCCUUAUGUUUAAGCGUCAGUUGAAUUAAUAUAUAUAAUUAAUUCAUGAGUGCAUCAACAAUUCUAGUAGCUAUGUCAGUCGUUCAUAGUACAGUAUGCACUUAAAAAUGUUUCUUUUUCACCUUUAUAACAAACAUCAACUUGUUCAUGUUGUUGUUUCAUGUUGCUCAGCUUUGUUCAGCAGACAAUGAACCUAUACUGCUCUGUUCAGUUAUACUGUUAUUCACAAAAUAAAGAGUCUUCAGAAAACUUAAACCUUUUCAUUUAUUUUAGUCUAUUUUAUAAAAUUUUUUAAGUUUUUUGGCAGUGGCUGGAGAAUGUACUGUAUAUGUGAAAGUCAUCCAAUCAAUUCAGUUUCACCUCCAUCUGUUUUACCUUUUGUGUUGUAGGACAAAGGGGGGAAGGAGGUAAAGGAGAAAUUGAGGGAAAAUAGAAACGGCUGAUAAGAAAGCUAGCUGGUGCUAAGGGAUAGAAGCGACAACUAGAACCAUUUGACUACGCUGGAGGAAAGUCUAAAUCCACCUGUUGUGGCAGCCAAGCUCUCUGCAAGGGUACAGUGUUGUCCAAGUAUGAUCGAUAUUGCAAUUGAGGUACAUGAAACUAAACAAAUCAGAUGUAGUGGUAUAGUAGCCAAUGCACAGUGGACUCGCUCAUCUCGGCCUUCUUCUACUACCACUAUUACCACUUCUUCAUUUGGAUUUCCAGCAGACUUAAUGCCUGGAGGCACAAAGUGGCCUCUCAGAGAGGCAUUUCACAUCAGGCUGAACUGUUGGUAUACUGGGAGUAAAUGCAAAAGCAACUAAUCUGCAUAAUGUUUCAGAAUACACUGCACAAGCCAAAUACAGGCAGAUAAAAUUA